AGAAAAACUCCCCUUUCUCUCGGCCUCUUCCCCUCUCGCGCCCAAGGCAAAGCGACGCCGGCGGCGGCGACCUAGCCCAUUCUCAGGCCAUCUCGCCGCCUCUCUCCGCCUGCGUCCCUCCACACAAAAAAAGAAAAAAGAAGGGGAAAAAACUGGAUCACAGACGCAGGUCGCCAUUCUCUGCGACGCAAGCACCAGAACAACAAGGCCGCCUGUGGCUGAGAGCGCCGGAGCGCACGUCCGGGAGAGGGAGCGACGAGGAGCGGUCGGCACAGACCGGAGAGGUACUAGGGCGGCUUCUUUUUCAGAGAUGUUUCUAGGUCUGCUGAAUCCGCAUGCCCCACAUGGAAAAUUGCUAGCUGUGGGGCUUGUGGCCGCUUGGACCUCCAUUGCUGCCGCUGCUUCGUCGCUGAGCGAGCAGGUAUGGUGCAGCCAGAAAUCUUUCAAUUGCAUGCCCUGCUCUAUGAUAUACAUUUCUGAUGCAUAUCCCGGCACCUUCACGCCACCGCUUGCUCAACAUAAUGGCUUAGCUGACGUACCUGAUUCUUCUGACUUGUGCAAAGGACUCACUAAUGACCUUGAUGUGCCUGUGCUUUUGGAAUCGCACCGGCAACUUGUUGGUGAAGGUUCCCACCGCCGUCUUGUCUAUUCCAUGAAAUUUGGUAACAGCGAAGAUACUUUGGUAAAAUUCCUUGAUGACUAUGAUGCGAAUCUUGUGAUAAUUGAGAGCCUCCCUAGUGGGGUCUUUGUUGACCCAUUCGAGCUGCAUCAUUUUGUUGAACGAAAAGUUUUUCUUGAUGUUGCUGUUUUUGGAGACACAAACCUGGAGCUUCCCUCAGCUCUGUCCAACCUGUCAGCUGUUGAGAUUCAUUUUGAUCUCAAGCCAAGCACAUCAAUGAACUGCAACCUUGUGAUGGAGCUUCCUCUCCAUGCUAGAUACCCAUCUCUGGAUGCCAGCGGUUAUGCAACGGUCGAGUUCGGCAGCCCUGACCUGCUCCUCCGUUACAGAAGAAAGGAAACCCACCCUAAUUCCUGCCUGUGUGUCCUCCAGAAUCUCGACGCGAUGCCUGUGGAGAAAGCCACGUGGCGCAUACCCUGUGGCAAUGAGGCGCACACAGGAUUUGUAUCUAGCCUCACUUUCAUUUCGGCUCUGGUUUGCUCCAUGUCCAUAGUCCUAGCAGCCUCCCUGGUUUCUUGAUGCAAGUACUGGAACUGCGAGACAUGAUGCAUUGGUAUACUUCAAAAGUCAGAUCGUUCUCACAGGCUUUUGCACGUCCAUACGCAAUCUGCAGUUUUCAGAGGAAGCCAAAUACGGGGAAAAGAGCAUCAGUUGCAUGCUUGGUGUUUGCCCAAUGUUUUUGGAAAUCUCUUAAAGAAUUAUAUGGUCGAUAAUGCUUUUUGUCCACAGGAGCUCUGUUGUGCUAUCCUUUGCGGCAUGUGGAUGAACUGGACCCUCAGAAAUAGAAGAUACCAUGGGGAGACUACCAUGAACAUCUCACAAGCAUGCUGAUGAGCCUGGGAGAUGGCAUCAGAUAUGAUCCAAACAUCAAAUUCUGAUGCAAAGGAGAAAGAAGAAACUAGAAUCAUUAAGUGGAAACGCCCCCCUGUAGGUUUUGUAAAGGUGAAUGUUGAUCCAUCUUUCAAUUUGGAAUUUUGGAUAAUCAACAAGGAGCCACAGGGGUAAUCAGGUUAUUGCAACAAGGAACAAAUGGUAUACCUCUCCAUAGUCCCUAAUAUCAUCACUGCUGAAGCUCUUGCUUGCGGGGACGGAGCAGAUCUAGGGUGCGACCUGAACCUGCUGAAGGUGAUUAUGGAAACUCUUGCCUAUGUUGAUUAGUUUGUGGAGUAGCAGGAACGUUAAUAGAUCGUGUAUGCUCCCUAUGUUGUAUCAAAUCCAAGAUCUUAUUAUGGAGUGUAUAUCUUUUGAGCUUACUCAUGUUAGAAGAGAGGCCGAAAUGGCUGCUCACUACACAGCCAAAACUGCCUCCAAAUCGAA
This is a messenger RNA of Triticum aestivum (bread wheat), 1996 nucleotides long. RefSeq names its product phosphatidylinositol-glycan biosynthesis class X protein. Gene Ontology annotation, cellular component: endoplasmic reticulum membrane. Lineage: Eukaryota; Viridiplantae; Streptophyta; Magnoliopsida; Poales; Poaceae. The transcript is spliced from 5 exons. Gene Ontology annotation, biological process: GPI anchor biosynthetic process. Bases 311 to 1198 code for a protein of 295 amino acids. The record is from RefSeq and is a predicted model, not a curated record.